Molecule: messenger RNA, 5869 nt
Organism: Pan troglodytes (chimpanzee)
Lineage: Eukaryota; Metazoa; Chordata; Mammalia; Primates; Hominidae
Gene: ENTPD4
Product: ectonucleoside triphosphate diphosphohydrolase 4
Exons: 13
Coding region: 248-2098 (616 amino acids)
Biological process (GO): UDP catabolic process; CTP metabolic process
Cellular component (GO): membrane; Golgi apparatus
Molecular function (GO): ribonucleoside triphosphate phosphatase activity; GDP phosphatase activity; UDP phosphatase activity
Source: RefSeq, a predicted model, not a curated record
GGGCGCGCUCCGGGCGCAGGCGGUGACGUGUUGCCGGCUGGGGCCGGGCGGGGGUGCGGCUCCAGGAAAGGAGCGCGGCCUCCAGGAAGCCGGCUGGCUGUGAUGCUGCCCACUGGUGGUCCCGCGCUCCCGGGGUCCCCGGCCGGCCAAGCAGGAGGGCUCUAACUCCGUGAGGACCCCAGCAUUAUUUCUAUAAUUGUGAGAAGGGCUGAAUCCCAGAGCAUUGCCUUGUUGCUGACCUUUCAGUAUGGGGAGGAUUGGCAUCUCCUGUCUUUUUCCUGCUUCUUGGCAUUUUAGCAUAUCUCCAGUAGGGUGUCCUCGAAUUCUGAAUACCAAUUUACGCCAAAUUAUGGUCAUUAGUGUCCUGGCUGCUGCUGUUUCACUUUUAUAUUUUUCUGUUGUCAUAAUCCGAAAUAAGUAUGGGCGACUAACCAGAGACAAGAAAUUUCAAAGGUACCUGGCACGAGUUACCGACAUUGAAGCUACAGACACCAAUAACCCCAAUGUGAACUAUGGGAUCGUGGUGGACUGUGGUAGCAGUGGGUCUCGAGUAUUUGUCUACUGCUGGCCAAGGCAUAAUGGCAAUCCACGUGAUCUGUUGGAUAUCAGGCAAAUGAGGGAUAAAAACCGAAAGCCAGUGGUCAUGAAGAUAAAACCGGGCAUUUCAGAAUUUGCUACCUCUCCAGAGAAAGUCAGUGAUUACAUUUCUCCACUUUUGAACUUUGCUGCAGAGCAUGUGCCACGGGCAAAACACAAAGAGACACCUCUCUACAUUCUCUGCACGGCUGGAAUGAGAAUCCUCCCCGAAAGCCAGCAGAAAGCUAUUCUGGAAGACCUUCUGACCGAUAUCCCCGUGCACUUUGACUUUCUGUUUUCUGACUCUCAUGCAGAAGUAAUUUCUGGGAAACAAGAAGGUGUGUAUGCUUGGAUUGGCAUUAAUUUUGUCCUUGGACGAUUUGAGCAUAUUGAAGAUGAUGAUGAGGCCGUUGUGGAAGUUAACAUUCCUGGAAGUGAAAGCAGCGAAGCCAUUGUCCGUAAAAGGACAGCGGGCAUUCUCGACAUGGGCGGCGUGUCGACUCAGAUAGCGUACGAAGUCCCCAAAACUGUAAGCUUUGCGUCCUCACAGCAGGAAGAAGUAGCUAAAAACUUGUUAGCUGAAUUUAACUUAGGAUGUGAUGUUCACCAAACUGAGCAUGUGUAUCGAGUCUAUGUGGCCACGUUUCUUGGAUUUGGUGGCAAUGCUGCUCGACAGAGAUACGAAGACAGAAUAUUUGCCAACACCAUUCAAAAGAACAGGCUCCUGGGUAAACAGACUGGUCUGACUCCUGAUAUGCCGUACUUGGACCCCUGCCUACCCCUAGACAUUAAAGAUGAAAUCCAGCAAAAUGGACAAACCAUAUACCUACGAGGGACUGGAGACUUUGACCUGUGUCGAGAGACUAUCCAGCCUUUCAUGAAUAAAACAAACGAGACCCAGACUUCCCUCAAUGGGGUCUACCAGCCCCCAAUUCACUUCCAGAACAGUGAAUUCUAUGGCUUCUCCGAAUUCUACUACUGCACCGAGGAUGUGUUACGAAUGGGGGGAGACUACAAUGCUGCUAAAUUUACUAAAGCUGCAAAGGAUUAUUGUGCAACAAAGUGGUCCAUUUUGCGGGAACGCUUUGACCGAGGACUGUACGCCUCUCAUGCUGACCUCCACAGGCUUAAGUAUCAGUGCUUCAAAUCGGCCUGGAUGUUUGAGGUGUUUCAUAGGGGCUUUUCGUUUCCUGUCAACUAUAAAAGCUUAAAGACUGCCUUGCAAGUUUACGACAAGGAGGUUCAGUGGACCCUUGGAGCCAUCCUCUACAGGACCCGCUUUCUACCAUUAAGAGACAUCCAGCAGGAGGCCUUCCGAGCCAGUCACACCCACUGGCGGGGCGUUUCCUUUGUCUACAACCACUACCUGUUCUCUGGCUGCUUCCUGGUGGUGCUGCUGGCCAUCCUGCUGUACCUGCUGCGGCUGCGGCGCAUCCACAGGCGCACUCCCCGGAGCAGCUCGGCCGCUGCCCUCUGGAUGGAGGAGGGCCUUCCUGCCCAGAACGCCCCGGGGACCUUGUGAUCCAGCUCACAGCUCCACGAAGACUCAAAAGGAAAAGCCAUUUUUGCCUCAGGGUUUCUCCUCUUUAUUUUCCUGUGGUUUUGUUUUUUCUUUCCCUUUUUUGUUCCUCCAAACAAAAACAAAAUGCAGGCCGGGCGCGGUGGCUCACGCCUGUAAUCCCAGCAUUUUGGGAGGCCGAGGCAGGUGGAUCACGAGGUCAGGAGAUCGAGACCAUCCUGGCUAACACGAUGAAACCCUGUCUCUACUAAAAAUACAAAAAAUUAGCUGGGUGUGGUGGCGGGCGCCUGUAGUCCCAGCUACUCAGGAGGCUGAGGCAGGAGAAUGGCGUGAACCUGGGAGGCAGAGCUUGCAGUGAGCCGAGGUCACGCCACUGCACUCCAGCCUGGGCGACAGAGUGAGACUCCGUCUCAAAAAAAAAAAAAAAUGCAUUGUUUAUAAGCCCUGCUGUCUAGAAGUAUUGCGUUUAGCCAUUUUGAGUACAGCAUUAAAUUGAGGAGUGGGGAAGAGGGAAAUUCACUUGAUUUUUGCUGCACAGGAUAUCUGCCAAAAAUAAAUGAGAUUUCUGGGGUUUCUUUAAGGAAUGUUAAAUUUAAACACAUGCACUUUGAUACUGGAGGGAGGUGGAAAGAUGCAUUCUGUCAGUGGAGAGGGGACUGAAUAGUGAUGCUUUUAUAGAACCAAAAAACUUACUGCCUGAAAUGAUAAUCCUCUUUUUUCUCUAUCUUGAAAGCUCUAACCUGAAGAGGGUGAUUUUUCUUUUAUUUAUUGUUCAGGUCUGUUACUGUAUAUGUUUUCUUUGCAAAUUUAAAUUUUUUAAACCAUUUAUAUCCAAAACAGAGAAACAUGGGCACCAGGAGAUAACCAUUUAUAAAAGUGAUAGUGAACUAUCGACUACAGCUUUGUGUGAGUGUGUGAAAAAUCCCAAGAAACCAGCGUGAGGGGAGGCAAUGCUGGUUCUUUAAAAACACACACUUCAGAAUUUACUGGUACAUUUUAUUUAGAAAAAUCCUCGUUACUGUUAUCUUUUCCUGACCGCAGGUAAUUACGCUCCUUAUUCCAUAUUUCAGUGGCAUUAGAACACUGUGGUUUUGAAAGAAUUGGAAAUUCCUAGUUUCACCAGUUUUGGUUUUAUUGGAACUAGAGUACAUGCCCACUUCUUGCUCAGUAUUCCUCAGUGUUUCUGCUUAAUUGUGCCUCAGUUUCUUCCAGCUUCCAACUGGUGUUUCCCCCACCCCCCUUAAUUAAAAGUCGUCUCAGCUUUUAAUCGUACUGGGAGACCCCAUGCACAGCCUGCCGAGUCCUCUUCCUAACCGCAUUGACUGAGGCUGUUGCUGGCAGUGCCACUGUAAAUCCAGAAGGGAAGAGUCUGCAUCCAAUACAGGAAAUAAAUUCACAUUUUGAAGGAAAAAAUUCGACAAUUUAAGCCAAAAUCUAAAAAGGACAAUUGGAUUGGCAUAUGUGAGAUUGGUGUUUUUUCACCUAUUUAUUUAGUUGAGAAGUUUGGGGAAUUCUCAUACAGUUUUUUUAGGUGGAGUUUGUUUUGUGCGAGUGUCUGUGUGUGCUGUUCCCUAACUCCAGAACAGUUAAAUUCAUGUAGUUGGUAGCAGAUUAGUACCCAGAAGUGGGGUUGUUGCUAUAACAGAUAACUGAGGAUAUUAUAAAAGUGGCUUUGGAACUAGGUACUGGGCAGAGGCUGGAAGAGUUUGGAGAAACAGGAGAGAAAAGGCCUGUAUUGCCAUGAACUGAGCAUUAGGGGCAGUUCUGCUGAGGGAUCAGAAGAGAAGACCAAGGGAAUUCUGUCCCAAUUGUGGCUCAAACUGCCUCAGGUGCAGCUUAACCUGCCUCUCUGGAAGGUAAAAUGCAUCUAAUCCUUGAGGCAAGAGCUGUGGGGGCAUGACUCCCUCACCUGGAUUUCAAAGCGUGUUACUAGCAGCCUGGGGACCCAGGCUCUGCCUCUCUGGAUUUACCUGCAUCGUAUUUGCGCUUCAUGGUCAAAGUUGUUAAGAAAGGGGUGAGCUUCUGGCUACCUAAUAAGUUGGUCUUGGCCACCCACCUGCGACACUUCCUGGAGGAGCCAUGGAUUAUUGGUGGAGGCUGCAGGGAGCUGGCGAUGGAGCCACUGGGGUCAGCGGCAGAGAGAGAAGAAAGGAAAGGAAGGGGCCACAAAUGGGUGAAGUGGGCAGGUGGGCACCCAGGGAGUUAGGGGACCCCGCCUUCCAGCUCUGGGCAUAGAAGAGUUAGUCACAUACCUGAGGGUCCUGAAACAAGGGCUGAGAAAACCUCACUGCUCCAGCUGAGAGGCAGUAGUGGAUUUGCCAUUUUUAAACAGUUGCCUAAGAAAAAACGUUGAAGAAUAUGCAACAGACACUAUAUGUGGCCUGUAAAGCCUAGAAUAUUUACUAAAAUAUUUACAGAAAAAGUUUGCUGGUCCUUGUGAGAACAAUGCCGUUUAAAAAAGGAUACAGACAGAAGCUUCCUCUUAAAUCAGGAAUGCAGUUUCCAUUUGUGGGCACGAAAAGAUGGACGAGAAGUAACCAAACUUCAAUCUUAAAAUAUUUGUUUAUGCACCAGAAUUUCACUUCGGAUUUUUCCGUCUAGAUUAUUUUCAAGAUGAGUUUUCAAACAAACCAAGAAACCUGCCCCUCACCCAAAAUUGUUUAAAAAGAGACCACUCAAGGGAGUUCAUUAUGCUGUAUGGAGAUGUCUGCAGUCACAGCAAAUCACAUUCCAGAGAAGGUCUCGCGUAGGUGAAGACAGCCAGGUGCUUUCUCUAAGAGAUACAGGGUGGGUGAGAGACAAGCCAGGGAGGAUCUUAAUUCAAGAGAAGAGUUCAUACCAAGAGCUGACCAAGAAGGCAGUAAACUCUGUGUACUUGUAGCAGAAGAAGUUGGACUAGGAACUUGCCCAAAGUUUUAUCAAAGAAAAGCAUUGUGUUCAAUCUUGAUAGAAACAUGCCAGCAAUAAGUGCUUAUGUUCCAUAGCCAUAUCAUGGGCUUCUCACUUUUAAACCUCCUCCAGGGGAUGUUCUCAGAGAUUUCACAAUCCCUCUGGGGACAUUACAGUAGAAGAGAAACACAUGGAAUUGUACCAGUGCUUUUUGCCCAUGUUCAUCCUAAGCUCCAGCUUUAGGCAGUGCUUUCUGACCUGGGCGGAGUGAAGGCGCUGCUGGUGGCUGAGGCCAGUAACAUGGGGCCCCUGCCCAGCCACCCUGAAGGCUGGGUAGGUCCCUCUUUUCACCACCAGUUUUCCACACCUGUGUACUCUAGAUUAACAAACUCUGGAUAAACAGAUAUUUACAUUUUAAACUCAGGCCUACACAGAGUAGUUUUCCUUAUAAGGAGCAUGUAUCACUUAGCAAGAAACUAAAAAUGGCAAUUGGGUUUUUCAUCCUUUAAGAAAAAAAUCAGCUUUAGAAUUCUCUGCGGUCAGUUGUGUGCAAUGCAACAAAACUACCUUUCAGUAAAUUACUUAGUUAUUUAUUUCAGUGUUUUGUUUCUUUUGAUACUAAGUUUCCCUUUCAAUAAUGAAUGAUGUGACCAACCAAGGAGAAUUUGUUUGUUCUGUACUAAAAUUAUAUUUUACAGUUAGGAAUUAUAAAAAGCAAGGGAGCAUCUUUAAAUGUUUUCUGUUUAAGCGAUGUCUUCCAUCCAAAGUAAGAAUAAUUCUCUCGGAAGGUCCCUGUGGUGUCAUGUCACUUGCUGUAUGUGGCAGCCUUACAUUGCCACACUUGGGUACUGAAAAAUCAAUAAAACAAAAGUUCAUCAUCCCAUG